Messenger RNA from Arabis nemorensis, 618 nucleotides. Lineage: Eukaryota; Viridiplantae; Streptophyta; Magnoliopsida; Brassicales; Brassicaceae. The record is from the annotation of a GenBank genome assembly.
AUGGAAUCCGGAGCCACCGUCGCUGCAGCUUCUGAAGAUUUUCAAUCGAACGGUGGUGUCUCAUCACCGUCGUCUUCUCCGGCAGAAGCUGUUGCUCGGUUAACACACGCCGUGUCGCAACGGCAACAGCAUCUUCUCGAUAAAACUGUUCCUCAUGUUCUCUACCGUUGGAUCUCGUGCCUAUUCGUCGUCUUGAUCUAUGCGAUUCGCGUUUACUUCGUGGAAGGAUUCUACAUCAUCACUUACGCGAUCGGAAUCUACAUAUUGAAUCUUCUCAUUGCUUUCCUCUCUCCUCAGGAAGAUCCAGAAGCUUCUCUCGACGGUGGGAGUCUUCCUACUCGUAGAUCCGAUGAGUUCCGACCAUUCGUUCGCCGUCUUCCCGAAUUCAAGUUCUGGUUAUCAAUAACGAGGGCUUUUGUGAUCGGGUUCCUAAUGACGUUCUUCGAUGUAUUCAAUGUACCUGUUUUCUGGCCGAUACUUCUUUUCUACUGGGUGAUGCUUUUCUUCCUCACUAUGAGGAAACAGAUUCAACAUAUGAUUAAAUACAGAUACGUCCCCUUCUCUUUUGGGAAACAGCGAUAUGGGAAAAAGGUGCCGUCAAUGGAGAACAGUGAUUGA